Messenger RNA from Saprolegnia diclina VS20, 2918 nucleotides. RefSeq lists its product as hypothetical. The record is from RefSeq and is a predicted model, not a curated record. Bases 54 to 2804 code for a protein of 916 amino acids. NCBI's taxonomy places the organism in Eukaryota, Oomycota, Saprolegniomycetes, Saprolegniales, Saprolegniaceae. The transcript is spliced from 12 exons.
GUCGCGGAGGCUAUUCCUAGUCGGUCCACGCUAAGGUUGCUAGAAAGCCGCCGAUGGGGCUCUGCGCGAGCUCGAGUCUGGCGCCGGUGGAGGCCAUGGCGCCGGUCGUGCCGCCGACACCAGAAGCUGCGACUGCCGAUGCAGCACGCGCUACGACAGCCGAAGAAAGUGCCCCCCCGCCCGUGGAGUCCGAUGCCCCACUGCCUGUGGAGUCGAGUGCCCCACCGCCUGUGGAGUCGAGUGCCCCACCCCGGGCCCAAUCCCUCUCCAUCAGCGCGGGUGCGCCACCCAGUGCGGCCGAAACGAGCCCCGAAGCACCGCACCGAUCGCUGAUACCGGACCUCCCGGCCACUUUUCGGCGAUUUUCGCUGCGUCGCAAGUCGUCGUUUGCUCAAAGUAGUCUGGGCGCGUCGCCGUCAUCGCGCAAGGUGAGCGCCAACGGCGUGCUCAAGGCGAUUCUCGCGAGGAGCUCGAGAGACCUCACGGUGAUGGACACGGAUGUGACGACCGAGAGCUUGCUCACGAGCGUUCGCAUUGCCCGCGCCUUCUUUGACUUUAUCCAGGUUAAGAGCGAGGAUGGUCCCCGCGAAUACCACAUGAUUGAGCUCGGCGUCAAAUUCUGGAUGGCCGUGCGCGAUCUGGAAAAAAUCACAUCAGGAGCGUUCAAAGUGCUCACCGUCGUCGGGAUCUACAAGACAUUUCUUCAACCCAACGCCAAGCAAGAGCUUGUGGUGCUGAGUCUGGUCGAGCGACAGCAGAUCCAAGCCAAACUGGACGAAGACCAGAUUCCAGAAACCAUCGAACUCCUCAAUCAAAUGGCCGACGACGAGGUGCGCUCGUCGGUGCAGCCCGUCUUUCGCGCAUUCGUGGCCGACAAGUCGCCGCACGGGUAUACCGAGAGCUGCCUCGCAACGAGCAUGCUCCCCAACAUGCAGCCGUUCAUGAACGAGAAGAAGGAGCGGCUCGAGGAGAUUCUCGAUCAAUCCUACUCGCGCCGGAGUCUGCGCGACUACUUUAGCCGCGUCGGCGAGUCGCCCGAGUUUCUCUUCAUCGUCGACGUCCUUGAGUACCGCGAUAGCACCGAAGCGCUCAUCACCGACGCGCUCAGCGAAGAAAAGAAGCAUUUGCACAGCGGCUUUCUCAUGCAUGCCGUGCACAAGAUGUACAACAAGUACCUCAAGGCCGGGUCCAAGUCGAUGAUUCGUAUUUCGAGCACGAACCGCGACAUGAUUUUGGCCGAAAUCUCGUGCAUGGACCCGCCCAAGCUCGAUGUAUUUGACGCGGCGCUGCGCGAGUGCUCGUUCCUGCUCAUCACGGAGCACCUCGAAGCGUUCCUGUCGUCGCCCGAGUACGCAGGCAUGAAGUCGCACCGCGCGAGCCUAUUAGCCGGCGGCUUGCUGCAGUUUGGUCAAGCACUCACGGCUCAUGCGACGCUCGCAACAUCGCCGAGCUCGACGCACGUCGCCGAAGCCGACCGACUCCGCGUCGAGGAUGUGGUCAAAGGCGUUGGCGCGUCCGCCUUCCGCAUGCACCUGCGCGAGUACAAGAUGGAGCACACCCUGGAUUUUUACCUCGAGAUCGACCAGUUCCAGCUGCUCCCGCACAACAAGCGCGACUACAUUGCUGCAAAAGCGUCCAAGCUCUUCAACAAGUACAUUCGCCGUGGAGCGAAAAUGGAAGUCGCGCUCCCGGGGCACAUUCGGCAAGCGAUCCUCACGUCGAUCGCGGACCCCGCCGAAGACAUUUUCAACGACGCGCAUCUGCAUUUGCUGUACCUCUGGGAGUCAAAGCUCUGGAAGUCGUUUGAGAAAUCGCCCAAGUACUUGGAGCUUGUCCAGAUGUACAAGGAAGAGCGCGAGGCGGCGGCGCUCGUGGCGGACGGCGCGGGCGACGUCAAGACACUGCAGAUGCUCACGUCCACGGACGUGAAAGCGCUUUUGCUCCAAGACGGCCCGCUCCUCACGCAGUUUCACAAGUUCCUCGUCAAGGAGAACUGCACGUCGUACCUCCUGUUUUACAUGCAAGUCGAAGAGUACAAGCGGCUGCCAAAGUCGGAUUUCCUGGCGCGCCAGAGCAAGAAGAUCUACCACCGGUUCCUCAACUCGACCGCCAAAGAGUUUGUGAGCGUCUCGGACGAAACCAUGGCGAGCAUCCACGAGAUGCUGCCGAAUCCGUCGCCGCAGACCUUCCACCUCGCCCAAGAGGAAGUGCUCCAUUUUCUCUGGAAGACGCUGUACCCAAAGUUCCAGAAGUCUGUGUUCUUCACCAAUGCGAUGGCCAAGCCCGCGUCGCCGAUCGUCGGCCGGCGCACGCUCAAGGACGGCGACGCGUCACCCUUGUCGGCGCGGUCUCGCAGGUUCCUUCCGACCGUGGUGCAGCGCACGUUUGCAUCCCGCGUCUCGACGAGCCGGACGCUGGCGGCGCCGACGAUCGACGACAUUCUGGCCAACCUUCAGAGCCGCGCGCUCUUUCUCGCAUUUUGCGAAGACAUCUUUUGUGCCGAGAGCAUGUACUUUUGGCUCGAGUGCCUCGAGUUUCAGCGCAUUCCGCACACCGACUACCUCCGCUUGCGCGCGCAAAAGAUCUACCGCAAGUACAUUGCGACGUCGGCCAAGCUCCAAGUCAACCUCAUUCACUCGAUCGUCCGCGAUAUUGAAAAGCAAAUGGAGAACCCGGGCCGCCAGCUCUUUGCCAAGGCCCAGCAAGCCAUCGUGUUUAUGCUCAAUAAGGAUACGCUGCCCAAGUUUCUCAAGUCGAAAUACUACGAUCCGUGCUGCAAGAUCAUUGCGGAUGCACAAAGCUAGAGCGCGUGGCCGUGACGAGACGCAGACUCGUCGCCUCGGAGCUCGUCGCGCGGAGCGUUAACUAGGCAGCAGAGACGUAUUUAAACAUGAAGAUGAAGUUCGUUGGAGCACAUA